GGAAAAGGGGGGUAAGAUGCCUAUCCUAGUCCCUCUCUUCGGGCUCUUCAUCUCAAGAGGAACAAACAAGAGCAAACUCAGUGUCGAGAGACCCCAAACCGGACUCUCCCACAGAGAGGUGCUCGGUCCCGAGCCCCGGAGGCCCGGGAAGGCCGCCUCCGGAGGAGCCCCCGCAGACGCCAUACUAAAAGCCAAAAUGGCUGCCCCGAGGAGGCCCGCACCGCGUAGCUAGUGAAGGUUGGGGAGCAAGCUUCUGCGGGAAAGAGGGAGGGGGACUCCAGGAAAAGCCGUUGAGAGGACCAUCACAACCGGAGCAGCACAGGUUCCAGUUACAGCCAUCCCUUGUCAUAACUUUGGAACUGUAUUUGGAAAAAUAUUGGCCAGGAAAGAAAAAUGAUAAAAUUUUUCCUCAUGGUGAAUAAACAAGGGCAGACUCGACUUUCUAAGUACUAUGAACAUGUGGAUAUUAAUAAGCGUACACUUCUGGAAACAGAAGUCAUAAAGAGCUGUCUCUCUCGAUCCAAUGAACAAUGCUCUUUCAUUGAAUAUAAGGAUUUUAAGCUGAUAUAUCGGCAGUAUGCAGCUCUCUUCAUUGUGGUUGGAGUUAAUGACACUGAGAACGAGAUGGCUAUUUAUGAAUUCAUUCAUAACUUUGUGGAAGUUUUGGAUGAGUAUUUCAGCCGAGUGAGUGAAUUAGAUAUAAUGUUUAAUUUGGAUAAAGUACACAUCAUUUUGGAUGAGAUGGUGUUAAAUGGCUGCAUUGUGGAAACUAACAGGGCAAGAAUUCUUGCCCCUCUACUAAUUCUUGAUAAGAUGUCAGAAAGCUGAAAGUAAGUCUCUUCCAGACAACAUGGAUUUAUCAGAAAUGCGAGUACCGUGGAAUACAUCUCAACAUCUGUAACCCAGAAGAAUCUGGAAGACCACAAUUACAAAAUGGGGUAUCCUUCCAAAGACAUUAUAAAUAGGCAUUUUCCACAGUUCCUAAAAAGAAAACAAAACUGUACUUUAAAAUAUGUACAAAGAAAAAAAUUUUUUUAAGCUGAGAGAGUUGUUUUAUUUUCUAAUUGUAAACAUAUCUGUCCACUUUAAAUUCUGCUGAGCACCUAAGGAACCCGUCUUGGUCUAUGCUGCUUUUUGCAAAUUGAAUUCAGGAAUAGCAGGACGGUAGCAGGAAGAAAGUAUGGCAGUUUUCUGUCAGCCAAUAACGUUUUAAAAUUUAAACACAAGGCAUUUUGAGUAACGCUGUUUUCUGAAGGCUAUUUUUUUUUUUUUUUUUUUUUUGAGACGGAGUCUAGUCUAGCUGUGUCACCCGGCACAUUCUCGGCUCACUGCAACCUCCACUUCUGGGGUUCAAGCGAUUCUCCUGCCUCAGCCUCCGAGCUGGGACUACAGGCAUGCGCUACCACACCUGGCUAAUUUUUGUAUUUUUAGUAGAGACAGGGUUUUACCAUGUUGGCCAGGCUGUCUCAAACUCCUGACCUCAGGUGAUCUGCCUGCCUCAGCCUCCCAAAACUCUGGGAUUACAGAUGAGCCACAGUGCCUGACUUCUGAAGGCUGUCUUAUUCCUUUAAAAGGCUUAGUCAAAUUUACUUUUUAAGAGGUUUUUGUUUUUGUUUCUGUUUUUUUUAAGACGGAGUCUUGCUCUGUCACCCAGGCUGGAGUGCAGUGGUGUGAUCUCAGCUCACUGCAACCUCCACCUCUGGGUUCAAGCAAUUCUCCUGCCUCAGCCUCCUGAGUAGCUGCGACUACAAGCAUGUGCCACUACGCCCAGCUAAUUUUUGUAUUUUUAGUAGAGAUAGGGUUUCACCAUGUUGGCCAGGCUGUUCUUGAACUCCUGACCUCAAGUGAUCCACCCGCUUCAGCCUCCCAAAGUGCUGGGAUUACAAGCAUGAGCCACUGUGCCCAGCCAAGAGGUGUUUUUUGUUUGUUUAAGAGAAGCAGGUCUUGCUGUGUUGUCCAGGCUGGACUGCAGUGGCUAUUCACAAGCAUGAUCAUGUUGUACUACAACCUUGAACCUUCCUGGCCUAGCUCUAAAAGCUUUGUAAUGUGGGGCUGGUGCAGUGCCUCACACCUGUAACCCCUGCACUUUGGGAGGCUGAGGAAGGAGGAUCGCUUGAGGCCAGAAAUUCAAGACCAGCCUGGGCAACAUAGACCUCAUCUCUACAAAAAAUGCAAAAAUUAGCCGGGUGUGGUGGCACAUACCUGUAGUCUCAACUACUUGGGAGUCUGAGGCAGAAGGAUUUCUUGAGCCCAGGAGUUCGAGUCUGCAGUGAGCUAUGAUCGUGUCACAGCACUCCAGCCUGGGUGACAGAGCGAAACCCUGUCUCAAAAAUAAAAAAGUCCGAGUGCAGUGGCUCAGGCCUGUAAUACCAACAUUUUGGGGGGCCAAGGCAGGAGGAUUGCUUGAGCCCAUUAGUUCAAGACCAGCCUGGGCAACACAGCAAGACCAUAUCUCUACAAAAAAUAAAUAAUUAGCCAGGUGCGGUGGCUCAUGCCUGUAAUCCUAGCACUUUGGGAGGCCGAGGCAGUCAGAUCACUUGAGGUCAGGAGCUUGAAACCAGCCUGGCCAACAUGGUAAAACCUUGUCUCUACUAAAAAUACUAAAAAAUUAGCCAGGCAUGGUGGCAGGCACCUCUAAUCUCAGCUAUUCAGGAGGCUGAGGCAGUAGAAUUGCUUGAACCCAGGAGGCAGAGGUUGCAGUGAGCCGAGAUCAUGCCACUGCACUCCAGCCUGGGUGACAGAGUGAGACCCUGUCUCUGAAAAUAAUAACUAAUUAAAAAGUUAGCCAGCUGUGGUGGUGAGCACCUGUACUCCUAACUACCCAAGAGGCUGAGGUGGGAGGAUUGAUCAAGCCCAGGAGUUCGAGGCUGCAGUGAACUAUGAUCACAACACUGUACUGCAACCUGGGUAAUGGAGUGAGGCCCUGCCUCAAAAACACCAAAACAAAACAAAAAAAAACUUUUAUAACAUGUACCUAACAAAGAUGCAGAGUUAAAUUUUAUUUGCCAGUUUGUAAAAGCCUUUGAUAUUCAUUUUAAGGGCACUUAGUAAUUACAAUGCCAUUGUGCAAUUAACUCUAUAGAGAACGUUACUUUCAAAUAAUGGAUGGUCAGACAUUAAGAGAGCCCCAGAGAGCCCCUACAGCUAUCCUUUAUGCCCCGCUUUUUGUUUGUGUUUUGGAGACAGCAUCUCCCUCUGUCUCCUAGGCCAGAGUGCAGCAGUGUGAUCAUGCCUCACUGCAGCCUCUAACUCCUGGGCUCAGGUGAUCCUCCCACCUCAGCCUCCCGAGUAACUGGGACCACAGGUGCACACCCCCUCCACCCAGCUAAUUUUUGUAUUUUGUUGUAGAGAUAGGGUUUCGCCAUGCUGCCGAGACUGGUCUUGAAUUCCUGCGGUCACAUGAUCCAUCUGCCUUCGCCUCCCAAAGUGUUGGGAUUACAGGCCUGAGCCACUGUGCCCAGUCUUUUUAUGCCACGUUUUAAAGGGUUUGCUUAUAAGCUUACUGUUAGUGAAAUUUAGUUCAAAGUUUAAAAGUAGAAUGCAGCCAGGCAUGGUGGCUUACACCUAUAAUCCCAGCACUUUGGGAGGCCGAGGGGGGUAGAUCAUUUGAGGUCAGGAGUUCAAGACCAGCUUGGCCAACAUGGUGAGAUGCUGUCUCUACUAAAAAUACGAAAAAUUAGCUGGGCAUGGUGGCACGCGCCUAUAAUCCCAACUACUUGGGAGGCUGUGGUAGGAGGAUCACUUGAACCCAGGAGGCAGAGGUUGCAGUGAGCCGAGAUCGAGAUCGUGCCACUGCACUCCAGCCUGGGCACAGAGUGAGACUCCGUCUCAAAAAAGUAGAAUGCAAGAAAAUGCCUCUGUACAGGUAGGCAUGAAAUGAAUCCUUCUCUUCCUCCCUUUUACUCCUCUAACCCCUUCUCCUGCAAUGUCUUGAAAUAAAUUACUGUCAUUACAGAAGAGCAAUGCACUGCUUCCCCCCGAAACCUUUCUAUAUGCUUUUGCUACCCAGUUAACAGAAGAUAUACAGAACUGCCUUAGGCAAAAGUACGUACAGUAGUCCCUCCCUCAUCCACUGUUUCGCAUUCUGUGGUUUGUGUUACUCACGGUCAACUGAGGUCCCAAAAUAUUGAAUAGAAAAUUCCAGAAAUAAACAAUGUCUACGUUUUAAACUGCA
Messenger RNA from Pongo pygmaeus (Bornean orangutan), 4174 nucleotides. RefSeq names its product adaptor related protein complex 4 subunit sigma 1 (gene AP4S1). The transcript is spliced from 6 exons. Gene Ontology annotation, biological process: protein transport. Lineage: Eukaryota; Metazoa; Chordata; Mammalia; Primates; Hominidae. The record is from RefSeq and is a predicted model, not a curated record. The coding region runs from base 394 to 828 and encodes 144 amino acids.